UCAAAGCUUAUCGAUCAAGAACGAUAUAUUCAAGAAAAUCAACUUUCUGAUAUAAAUCUGCAAAUAUUUUCAAGAACCAGAAUGUCUACGAUGGUAGAGAUGAGAGUACAUAUGGACUGCGCCGGAUGCGAGAGCAAGGUGAAAAGUGUUCUACAGAAAUUGAAAGGUGUGGAUGAUAUAGAUAUAGACAUGGGAUUGCAAAAGGUGACAGUCAGUGGAUGGGCAGACCCAAAAAAAGUGCUUAAAACUGUUAGAAAAACAGGCAGAAGAGCUGAGCUAUGGCAAUUGCCAUAUAAUCCUCAACACUCAACUCAAUAUUAUAAUCAACAUGAAGUUACUGGCCCAUCUACCUAUUUUGCCCCUCAGCCUUCCUCUUCUUACAACUACUAUAAGCAUGGCUAUGAUAGCAGUGACUAUGGGCAUUAUCGUCAUCCUGUUCAAUCUUCCAUUUUUAGCCACCAGACUGGCUCUGCUUUUAGCGACGAUAAUCCUCAUGGUUGUUCUAUUAUGUGAUGUUUCGUGUAUUUUGUACGUGUCGAAAAUGUUUUUAAUAUGUGUAAUUCGAAAGUAAAAAAUAAAGAGAAAUAGCAUAAUUUUUAUGUAUAUGCAUUUUCUGAGUUAUUU
Molecule: messenger RNA, 624 nt
Organism: Mercurialis annua (annual mercury)
Lineage: Eukaryota; Viridiplantae; Streptophyta; Magnoliopsida; Malpighiales; Euphorbiaceae
Product: heavy metal-associated isoprenylated plant protein 28
Exons: 3
Coding region: 82-513 (143 amino acids)
Molecular function (GO): metal ion binding
Source: RefSeq, a predicted model, not a curated record